Molecule: messenger RNA, 814 nt
Organism: Pistacia vera
Lineage: Eukaryota; Viridiplantae; Streptophyta; Magnoliopsida; Sapindales; Anacardiaceae
Product: proline-rich receptor-like protein kinase PERK3
Exons: 2
Coding region: 183-812 (209 amino acids)
Biological process (GO): protein phosphorylation
Molecular function (GO): ATP binding; protein kinase activity
Source: RefSeq, a predicted model, not a curated record
UUUGAGAAAAAUCUUUUAAAAAAAACCUUCAAAGUUAAAGAUUGAAGAAAUUACUGUGUCACUGACUGAAGUCUUCCGCUUUACUUAAUAUGCAUGCUUGGAUCAAGCUUAAAGCUAGCUAACCUCUUGUUGAACACUGUCAAGCUAUCAUUUUCAUUUUUCUCUUAAUUUUAAAGAAUAUCAUGUGUUCUCCGGUACGUCCUUCUCGUGCUCGAGCAUUGAUGUCGUCAUACACUCCGCCACCACCAAAGGUAGUUGAUGGGUGGCAACCUGAAACUGAAGAUCAAUCUCAGGGCUUCAGUUCUUCCUCAGGCGCUGCAUCGUUUGGAAUAAUUAUGGGUGGUUUAAUAGUUUUGGUGAUUGUUCUUCUUGUAAUUGUUUGGCUCAUUUUUUAUACAAAACAAAGACUCAGGGACAAAGAGAGAAACCCUAAAGUUGGACCUUCUGCUGGAAAUACAGAGAAUCCACCACCCACUAGCCGUGUAAUGCCGAAAACAUUUAAUUAUGAUAAACUAAGGGCGGCUACAAAAAAUUUCUCCGAAGACAGAUUUCUUGGUGAAGUUGGUUUUGGCAAAAUCUAUAAAGGAUACCUUGAAGAUGGGAAAAUUGUUGCUAUAAAACAGCAAAUAGCUGAACGGGAACAGGGGGUUCGACAAUUUUUGAAAGAGAUAUUAAUCAUUAGCGGUAUCCACCACAAACAUCUCGCACAUGUUUUUGGAUACUGCAUUUCGGAGACUCAGAAACUGCUUGUAUAUGACUUCGUUCCGAACAAAAGCCUGCACUUCCAUUCACAUGGUAUGUCCUUUCUGUGAUU